CAGUAUUAACUUAGAUAUAGUUAUCAUUUACGUACGCUAUAAUUUAGCUUAAUUAGGCAACAUGGUUAAAGAAACAGAGCACUACGCGAAGCUCGCCGUCGACUACCUCUUUUCCCAUGGUGUCUACAUCCUCCUCUUCCUUUUCCUCAGCUUCUUCCUUAUCCAGGCGCCGGCGUCCGUCUCCUUGAACGAUUUCCUAGGCUGGCUCGAUUCGACCACCGCCGUGCUCGGCGGCUGCCUGCUCCUCUGCCUCCUCAUCAUCUACCUCCUGGCGCGGCCGCGGCCAGUGUAUCUGAUGGAGAUCGCGUGCUACAAACCGAAGAAAUCGACCCAUGAGCUCAUAUCGUUGUCGGACUUAGCCGACGUGUUCUCUCCGGAGAACCUGGAGUUCCAGCGCAGGAUCUUGGAGCGCUCCGGCCUCGGCCACGAGACGUACCUGCCGGAGACGGUGUUGCGCGCGCCGUCGUACAACCAUCCGGUGGAGGCGCGGAAGGAGGCGAGCGCAGUGAUGUUCGAGCCGGUGGAAGCGCUGCUGAAGAAGACGGGGCUGCGGCCGGAGGACGUCGACAUUUUGAUCGUGAACUGCGGGCUGUUCAACCCUGCGCCGUCGCUGUCGGCGAUGGUGGUGAACCGGUUCAAGCUCCGGCACGACGUGAUCACGUUCAGCCUCGGCGGGAUGGGGUGCAGCGCUAGUCCGAUUGCGAUAGCGCUCGCCAGGGAUCUCCUCCAGCUCAACCGGAAUUCGUAUGCCAUCGUCAUCAGCAUCGAGAACACCGCCAUGGGCGGCAGGUACGAGGGCAACGACCGGUCGAUGCUGGUGUCCAACUGCUUGUUCAGGGUGGGCGGCGCUGCCGUGCUGCUGACCAACAAGCGCAGCGAGCGGCGGAGAUCCAAGUACCAGCUUAUGCACGUGGUGCGCACGCACACGGGCGCCGAGGACCAGAGCUUCAUGGCGGCGGCUCAGGUGGUGGACGCCGACGGCAAGCUGGGCAUCUCCCUCUCCAAGAACCUCAUGGCGGUGGCCGCCGACGCGCUCCGCAUCAACCUCACCACCCUCGGCCCCCUCAUCCUGCCCGCCUCCGAGAAGCUCAUCUACGUCGCCAAGUGGCUGGCAAAGAGGGUGAUCAUGAGUAACAAGGCCGCCGGCGAGACGAAGCCGUACGUGCCGGACUUCACGCGGGCGGUGGAGCACGUGUGCAUCCACACGGGAGGCCGCGGGGUGGUGGAGGAGAUGGGGCGGUGCCUGCGGCUGACGGAGUGGCACCUGGAGCCGUCGCGGAUGACGCUGCACCGGUUCGGCAACACGUCGAGCAGCUCGGUGUGGUACGUGCUGGCGUACGCGGAGGCGAAGGGGCGGGUCCGCAAGGGCGACCGCGUGUGGCAGAUCGCCCUGGGAGGCGGCUUCAAGUGCAACAGCGCUGUGUGGAGGGCGCUCCGGACGGUGAAGGCGGCGGCGGAGGACCCCGACCUCAACCCGUGGGCGGACGAGAUCAGCAAGUUCCCGGUGCAAGUAGCCGUCUCGUCCAACGCCGACACCAUGGGAAUUCGCCUCGUUAAAUUUGAUUAUUAAUUAAUGAUUGAUGCAUGCCCUACGUACAAUACAAUUACGGCAUGUCGCCGAUCAAAUAAAUGUGCUUGCUUGUGUCUGUGUUGAUGAAUUUGUUAUUAAGAUGAUGUAACUUUAAUUGAAGAUAUUAAGGAAGACAAUUCCUUAUUAUCAUUUAAUUUGGAUGGGUCUUUUCAACAUUA
Molecule: messenger RNA, 1749 nt
Organism: Zingiber officinale
Lineage: Eukaryota; Viridiplantae; Streptophyta; Magnoliopsida; Zingiberales; Zingiberaceae
Product: 3-ketoacyl-CoA synthase 20-like
Exons: 2
Coding region: 62-1570 (502 amino acids)
Biological process (GO): fatty acid biosynthetic process
Cellular component (GO): membrane
Molecular function (GO): acyltransferase activity, transferring groups other than amino-acyl groups
Source: RefSeq, a predicted model, not a curated record